This is a messenger RNA of Ictidomys tridecemlineatus (thirteen-lined ground squirrel), 2094 nucleotides long. It is a transcript of the gene Lrrc39, whose product is annotated as leucine rich repeat containing 39. Lineage: Eukaryota; Metazoa; Chordata; Mammalia; Rodentia; Sciuridae. Gene Ontology annotation, molecular function: protein binding. The record is from RefSeq and is a predicted model, not a curated record.
GCAUUGUGCAGUUUCCUGAACAUACUCACAUUAUCAGUUGAUCCUCUGCACAGAAGCCCCAUGUGAUUCUUGCUAUUCUCAGCUUUGUCCAUGAACUAAAAUUAGAACUAAGCUGACAUUACACUUCACUUGGUUACAGCCAGACGGUGGAUUUUAGUCAUUUGAAACCACACGGAAAAAAAUUCACCCCAUAAUCUAUUCUUCGAUGAUAAUCACUAACUUUGGGCAUGACAGCUUCAGUGUCCACCAAUGAUGGUCCUUUCUGAGGUGGCAUCUGUGAUUUAGCAGUUCAGAACUUAAUGAAGCUGAUGACUCUAUGACAAUGUGGAGAAAUCAUGACAGAAAAUGUGGUUUGUACUGGAGCUGUUAAUGCUGUAAAAGAAGUGUGGGAAAAACGAAUAAAGAAACACAACGAAGAUCUGAAACGAGAGAAGGAAUUUCAACACAAGCUAGUGCGGAUCUGGGAAGAGAGAGUAAGUUUAACUAAGCUCAAAGAAAAGGUCACCAGGGAAGAUGGAAGGGUAAUUUUGAAGAUAGAAAAAGAAGAAUGGAAGAGUCUCCCUUCUUCUUUACUGAAGCUGAAUCAGCUACAGGAAUGGCAAAUUCAUAGAACUGGUUUGUUGAAAAUUCCAGAAUUCAUUGGAAGAUUCCAGAACCUUAUUGUGUUAGAUUUAUCUCGAAACAUAAUUUCAGAAAUACCUCGAGGAAUUGGACUGCUCACUAGACUUCAGGAACUGAUUCUGAGCUACAACAAAAUCAAGACUGUCCCCAAGGAAUUAAGUAAUUGUGCCAGCUUGGAGAAACUAGAACUGGCUGUUAACAGAGAUAUAUGUGAUCUUCCUCAAGAGCUCAGCAGUCUGUUAAAACUAACUCACCUUGAUUUGAGUAUGAACCAAUUUACUACAAUCCCUCCUGCUGUGUUGAACAUGCCUGCCCUUGAGUGGCUGGACAUGGGAAGCAACAGACUUGAACAACUUCCUGAUGCUAUAGAAAGAAUGAAAAGUCUGCAUACAUUUUGGCUACAACGGAAUCAAAUAACAUGCUUGCCAGAAACAAUCAGCAAUAUGAAAAAUCUGGGCACCAUUGUUCUCAGCAACAAUAAACUGCAAGAUAUUCCACUAUGCAUGGGAGAAAUGGAAAAUCUGAGGUUUGUCAACUUCAGAGACAACCCACUGAAACUGGAAGUAACACUUCCUCCCAGUGAAAGCGUAGAUGAAGAGGAGGAACGGGAAUUAUUUGGCCUUCAAUUUAUGCACACAUACAUACAGGAAUCACGGAGAAAAGCAGAUGAUGAAGUCAAUUGUUUGAUUACUUCACCAACUUCUAUAAAUACUGAUGAAUAAUGUAAUUCAAAAUGCCCUGCCGAAGAGGAUUAUUUGGGGAAUCUGAUGACUUAUUUGGACCUCUGAAGUAAAAAACAAGGUUAUUGCCAAAGUUUAAUGAGGCCACAGUAGUUUUAAAGUCCACAUUAUUUGCUAUUUAAAUUAUAUUUUUGUGAAUAUAAAAAUAUAAUUAAAAAUUUUUUUUGGUGGAAGACAGAUGAUGUUCAAAUUUCUUUGCUAUUAAGCAGUUGUUUCUGGUGAAGAAUGAAUUGGUAAAGCAGUUAACAAUACAUUUUCCAAAGAUACCAAAGGGUCUGUAUAGUAUUGUAAAGCAGGAUUGAAUCCCUUCUGCUGUAAAUACUGGAUUCGACCUUGGUCAAUCAGCAAUUUACAAAGAUGCCCUAUUUUCUUCUUUUCUUCAACAGUAAGAAGCCUAAAUGGAAUAAACACACACACAAAAUUAACACUUUGUAAGCUUUUAAAAAACUUUUAGUCACUUGUAAUUAUUGAAAAACUGUUAAAUAGCCCACAUUAUACUGAGUACUAUAUUCCAUCUUCCAAGGCAUAUUUACCUUAUAACCUUAAUAAAAAUGCAUGUAUUUUAAGUUACUCUAAAAAAUUACACUGUAUGUUCUUAGGAAUAAACUGUUGGCAAUAAUCAUCUAAGAAGAAAGUAGUCCCCACUUAUCCACAGUUUCAUUUUCUAUAGUUUCUGUAACCUGUGGUUAAUUGUGAUCUGAAAAUAUUAAAUGGAAAAUUCCUUUCAAUAAUU